AUGAGUGAAGGUGAUGUUCAGCCUUCAAAAAAUCGUGAAAACCAAUUCUUUGACAUUGGAGUUGUGGGAAGAAAAACGGGAUUCACGGUUCCUGAGAAUAUUCAAAGAGGAGAACAUGGUUUCGAGGAUAUGAAUGCAUACUUUCUAUCCGAUGGAUCCAUGGAACUAGAUGCACAAGAUGAGAAUGUUCAAGCAUCCCAAAAGAUUGUUAUGACAAAUUCUUCCCACCCGGAGACUGCGCAAGAGAUGGUUCAAGAUCCACCGUCAUCUCCCUUGUUGAUGAAUCGUCAAGCUUACCGGGCUAGUAGAGGCUCGACAAAUUCAUUGCUUCCCGAGAAUGACGAUGGAUUUGAUACAGCAGAAAGAUCUUUUGCAAAUUCUUCCAAAAGAAUCAACAGAAAAAUUGACUUCUCACACAUUCAAAACUCAGUCACGAAAGCAACUGUGUCAGCCGUUCCGAAACAACAUGCUUCUGUCGCAAAGAAUCGUUCUUUGGAACUUCAUUAUUCGUCCGAUGAAAGAAACAUAGUUGACGCGACUGAAACUGCUGCCCCACAAACAUCGCCUCCUCCAAAUCCAUCCAUUCUUUCCCCUUUAAUCCAGGAGCUUUCCCAGCGUAAAACUCAAUUUCGACGAACAAACACUCCUCAACUGGAACCACUCCCAAAAAAUAAUGUGCCUAGGCAAAUAGUUUCUCCGUCGCUAGCUAAUUUACCAGCAGCUCCAAAAUCAUCAAGCAGCCUUGAGCUUGACAAUUCUCCUCCGAUAAAUUAUGUUCCACUGAAAAAGCCUACCCCGGUUAAGCCUAGAAGAGCAAGUCCAGAACAGGUUCCGCAGGCUAUAAAGCGCUCGUUACUGUCUGAAAAACUUGCGCCUAUAAAUAACCGUCUUUCAACUUCACCUUCCGUACAAGAAUCCUCACCAGAACCCGAAUCGACAAGACCACUUAAAGAAUUGCUGAGACAUACUCGCGCUAAAAAGCAACAAACUGCAAGACGAACAAAAUCGAGAAAAAAAUCAAGCCCGCCGCCAGCUGUGACAGAAACGAAUGUCGGCGACAGCAGUGUUACUGCCUUAGACUUACAGACAGAAGCUUCACCAAUCCCUAAACCUCCAGGCAAACGGCGAAAGAGAGCCACUCAUUCUAAGAAGACGGUCUCAGUAGCAGCAGAAAAGGAAAGUACACCCCCUCCGAAAACAAUAGAAAGUCCGCCAAAUGGGCUUCGCCGUUCGAGGCGGACACGCAUGGCACCGUUAGCCUUUUGGCGAAACGAGCGUGUUGUUUAUGAAUUACAUAAAAGCCAAGAUCAAAAGCUUGCUCUGCCCGAGGUGAAACAAAUUAUACGCGUAGACGAAGAACCUAGACCCUCACUAUCACAAAGCAAGAAAUCUCGAAAGAAAACUAUUCGAAAAAGUACAAAAGCACCCGGAAAAAAACGUUCUCGAUCUGCAUCACAGACGCCUGAAUAUGAAGCAGCCGAUAAGGGCAUGGAAGAGGAGAACUGGGGCAGCGAAACAGAAGUAACCUGUCCUGUUUUUAAAUGGAAUUCCGAAGAUCCAGAAGAGACAGAAGAAAGAGUUGUCGGUUAUCCCAUGUCUUCUAUUUCACUCAACGAAAUUCCUAAUCAACCGAUGAAGUAUGCUGCGUUUUUAGCGAGCAACCGUCAUUCGCCGCUGGUGUUAUUGAAUUGCCCGCUGGAGGUGUCAAACCUGUGAAGCCUUCUAAACAUAACAUCAUGUCGUUUUGUAUUCUUAAUGGACAUAUUGAAGUAAUGCUCAACGAUACUACAUUCCGUUUAGGAAAAGGAGGAAUCUUCAUUGUUCCGAGAGGAAAUUAUUAUAGUCUUAAGAAUGUUGGAAGAACCACGGCAAGGCUGUAUUACACUCACGCUUCAGACACACUUGCUGAUUACCAACGGCUUUCUGCUCGGACUGAAAAGAAAAUGAAUGGUUAA
Molecule: messenger RNA, 1955 nt
Organism: Schizosaccharomyces japonicus yFS275
Lineage: Eukaryota; Fungi; Ascomycota; Schizosaccharomycetes; Schizosaccharomycetales; Schizosaccharomycetaceae
Exons: 4
Coding region: 1-1716 (571 amino acids)
Cellular component (GO): condensed chromosome, centromeric region
Source: RefSeq, a predicted model, not a curated record